Molecule: messenger RNA, 1092 nt
Organism: Colletotrichum spaethianum
Lineage: Eukaryota; Fungi; Ascomycota; Sordariomycetes; Glomerellales; Glomerellaceae
Exons: 1
Coding region: 1-1092 (363 amino acids)
Source: RefSeq, a predicted model, not a curated record
AUGGGUUACCCUCAUGAUCAGCCGGUGGUACCAGCGGCACAACCCGUCAAGCCCAUGGCCGCCGCCGCUCGGCCGAGACCACGAUGCUCCCAGCCGAUGCCCUUUGACCCCGAAGAGCUAUCCCAGAAGCUCGCCAAGGUUCUUGCUGACCAGAGGCUCCAUGCUGAACGGAGGAGGCGAGCCAGAGCAGAGGCCGCUGCCGCCGCGGCUGGAUCAACGUCUGCGAUCCCCCCGGCCCCGGAUGCGCAACCGCCGCACACAAGCCUGGCCAGGGAGUACCUCGAAAAGGGGUCUGUCAAGCCCGGCCACCCCACCACCAAACCUCGCGCUGAGCCCUCCGCUCCGAAGCCUCGCAAGGAGACAGCAGACCCCAGUUCCGCCUGGCCAAAGUCCAAAACGCAAACGCCCGACGACGAGCGCCGCAGCUCCCAGUCCGCCGGACAGGACUCGUCUCGGCGCAAGGGCUCCGACGGCGAGAGACAUCACUUCAUCCCGCAGUUCGCCGCUGCGCAGUUCGCGCGCACUACGACGGCCGAGAACAUGUCGGAAAACAAGGGCCUGGUCCGCAAGCUGUCGAGGACGGCCCUCAGACUCGCCCAAGUCCAUCGCGAGAGACAUCAGGAGCGCGGCAACGUCCACCGUGAGCGGAUCCCGGACAUUGCCGAGCUGGGCAACGACCGCGCGCAUCGUGACCGCAACCACCACAGGCACACAAUCGAAGGGUCCCUGGGCGCUGGCCGGACGGCCGAGACGCACCAGGCGAGAGCCGCGAGGCGGGUGAGCACGGGCGACCUCCUCAUGGCCUGGGACUCGGAGGACUCGUCGCCGUAUCCCUACGAUGCGGGCGAGGUGCCAGAACAGAAGCCCCUUGAGCACCGCGUGGACUGGACGCAAAGCGACGAGAACCAGCCCCAGUCAAAGUCGAAGCCGUCGCUGCGCAAGGCGGACUCCAUCUGGGCGCUCAAGAACAAGCUCGGGGCCUUCACCAAGCACGGCCGCGAGGAGAACCGCUCCAGGGACAACAGCCCGCCGUCUGACACGUUGAGGUCGCCCAAGAGCGGCUUCUUUUCGCGCUUCAAAGUCAACCACUGA